Molecule: messenger RNA, 657 nt
Organism: Thrips palmi
Lineage: Eukaryota; Metazoa; Arthropoda; Insecta; Thysanoptera; Thripidae
Exons: 4
Coding region: 6-638 (210 amino acids)
Source: RefSeq, a predicted model, not a curated record
UCAAGAUGGUUGGACGCGUCGCCGCGCUCGUUCUUUGCCUGGGAUGGUUGCUGCCCGAAGGCGACGGUCAAAGGAUCAGUGCAAUCGCGGGACCCUUCCGUGUGAUCCCGGACCACUUCGAAAAAUGCCCACCGCAUAUGCGUCCGAAUAAAACGUUCUACAAGCACCAUUACGUCGGUUGGAGAGACAGAAAGAAUCCGGAUUUGUGGUUUUAUUCGUGGAACGGAACAUCGUACUUCGAAGUAAACGACGACCUCACGGUCGAUGUUAACAUAGCAUCCUGGAGUGCUCGGGGUGGCUGGAAGGACAAUGCGUAUGUUUUCUCGUUUCAAAGGUGUUGCACGAAGGCCCGCACUCUGGCCCCUACUCUCUGGCGGAGGGCCAUGGUGGCUUUGUUUGACGACCCCAGUCGCGCCUGCCCGUUUCCUCCGGGAUCAUACUCUGUCCACAACGUGUCCAGCGACAUCGACUUCGACGUAAAAGCGGUGCCGGCGUUCUACUACGGAAAAUGGCGUGCAACCGGGAAGUUUUCGCGGACCUCGACGCGGGAGCUAAUGGGGUGUGCUAGAGCUUUUGCGUCCACUGUGCCCAAACUGAGCUCUUCGGUUGGUCCGCAUCACAUCGAGUCCACAGAUUGAACAAAGAAGAUCAAAGAAG